Molecule: messenger RNA, 2859 nt
Organism: Menidia menidia (Atlantic silverside)
Lineage: Eukaryota; Metazoa; Chordata; Actinopteri; Atheriniformes; Atherinopsidae
Source: the annotation of a GenBank genome assembly
AUGGAGGACUAUGGGGAGUUUGUGCAGCGUCGUCUUUCCCAACUAAGGAAAAGUAAGGAGGAUGAGGAGGAACAGGACAGAUCUUCAUCAGCAUCUUCUGCCAUCCGCUUCUAUGGACGGUGCAUCCUGCCUCCGCUGCUGUCAGAGAAACAGAGAGAGGAGAUGAGGCGCCACAGAGAUGCUGUACAGAGACCCGCCGGCCACCGAAAGCUGAAAGAUGAUCCCAGAAUGACCUACAUACAAACUCUCCUGCACAGCGUCCAGCUGAGGAAGACGCCGACACUCGAGGAGUUGCUUCAAGAGUCAGAAAAUAAGACAAAGUCUUCACAUCAGCCGACCAGCAGCAGCUGCUCUGAGGUCUUUAACGGGGCUAAAGAUAGUCCUCCACCAACUCCUGCGGAGACUUCACAGAAUGGCCUUCCUCCUCCUCCUCUUCCUCCUUCUCCUCCUCCUCCCAUGACCUCCACUACCUACAGUGCCUUCUUUGCCUCUGGUCUCUCCCCUCAGCACCGUUACCAUGAAGGAUGCCUCACCGACCAAUCGGGGUCACAGCCAUGUUCCUUCAGUCACCCCUCGGCGUCCUCAGGUUACGUGACCUUUGACCCCUCGGCUACCUGUGGGGAGGCCCACUCGCCUUGUCCCUCCGUGGACGGCUUUUACCUGCACAGCGUCCCACAAACCGUCACCAGGAUGCCCGACAUCAUCAGCCACCCGCCCAUGGACGGGGCGGAGUUAGAGAGAAGUGGGAUGGAGUCGCCUUUCUGUGAAAGCCCAACGGGAGUAACGGACGUUUUCGGCGUCUCGUUUCAGGAUGAUUCAGUGAUGAGUGACCAGCAGGAUAAGGAUGAGAGUCUUAAUUUAACGAUUCUUAAUUCUGCCGAGCAGGAAAAUGUAGACGCAGAUGAGGGAUCGGUUUCAGCGUUUUCAGGGAAAAGUGACUUUUCUGACAAUCCACAAUUAUCCCAGAAAUUAGGCUCCCCUUACUCCAAAAUGUCCGACCAGAAAAACCCAGACGAACCGGAACCGGUCGAGGAAACCGACCCGAACACGGCGGAGGAGCUCUAUCCUCUGAGUCUCCAGGCCUUACUGAAGAAGUCUCAGGAGUAUCGGCGGCGCCAGCGGAUGCUGAGGAGCCAAUCCAGAGCCAGCAGAGCCCAGCGGGGGGGGGGGAGCCUCUCCGAUAAGGAGAACGAAGACUUCCGGCACGGGGACGCCGGGACGAGAGAGGACAUCCUAACUCGGAAAUCCUGGGAGGUCCAGGGCCCCCCGGAGGGCCGGGUCCCGUCAAAAAGUGCAAACCUGAACACUGAAAAUGGACACUUCCCAGAAGAUAGACGUAAAGAGGAAGACGAGACUCUCCAAAACAAUAAGCGGAAUAGUUCCCAGGAGCCUGGACCAGGAGGGGCCUCCAUCCAGGGGCAGCUGUCGGGGGGGCGGUCUGAAGAAGGCGGGAAACAUCGCACCGUUCCAGCCCUCAGCUUCUGCCGGAGUCCCGUUCCCUGCAAAGGAAAAGGCAUUCCCAAACAGGAGGAAGCUCCCGGUGGGGAGAAGCCCUCGGAGGAGGCGGCUAAAGCUAAGCUCAGACCCCUAAACGGCCACCAGCCUCCUCCUCCUCAUCCUGUUAAUGGUCUCCUAGGCAACAGCUCCCAGCAUCUGGACGAGCUGGAGUCUCACCUGUCCGGUCUCAAGGUGCUGAUCACAGAUCUGGAGUCCACGGUGAAGGAAAACCUGGACGAUGGCUGGCAGAGGGAGCCCGGUCCGAAAGGCCCCGGGAUCCCGGAUCCGACCGAUUUUUACUCCUUUCUACUCGGCAAGGAGAGGGCGAGAAGACACCCGCUCGUCAAUCUGGAUAACAUCCAGAAGGAUUUGGGGCCGGAGGAAGCUCCCACAGAUCAGGAGAGGGAGGCCGAGAGGCUGCAACUAAAUGGGGGGAAGCAGAUGAAAAGCUCAGCUCCAGAGGGAGGAAAACUAAAGGAGGGGAAGGGCUCCAGACGGAUCCAGCCGCCUGUGAGAAGCUUCCUGUCUGCUGCACAGCAGAUGCGGAUCCCGGACUUCUUCAGAGUUAUUCCUCCGGAAAACGGCGUCUGUCCCGAGGAGAGACGAGGAGAGAAGAGCUCCGCCCCCUCGCCGUCCCUCAAUCGGUCGUACGACGUGAAAAGGAGGCUGGUCAUGCAGGCGGGCGAGAGCCCGGAGAGGAACCCGGAUAUGAUCAGACCGAGCUCCAGCACGCCCAAAGCGCGUUGGUGCGACGGCCCCGAGGUCCAGACGGACCAAUCAGAGCGCCUGCAGCAGGCCCACGCGGCUCAGAUCAGGGCUUUACAAACAGAGCACCACAAACAGCAGCAGGACCUCCUGCAGGUGAGAACCAGCCAGAGAGAGGCUGAAAGAGAGACCUGGGGGAGUAAAACAAGUGGGCGGGCGGAAGGGCGUUGGUGCGACGGCCCCGAGGUCCAGACGGACCAAUCAGAGCGCCUGCAGCAGGUCCACGCGGCUCAGAUCAGAGCUUUACAAACAGAGCACCAGAAACAGCAGCAGGACCUCCUGCAGGCCCUGGCCGCCCACUACAGUCGUCUCCGGGGUUUGUCCCUCUUUUCCUGCUCUGGUCCCGGGGAGACUCUGACCUUCUCUCAGGUCAGCCACGUUCAGCAAGCAGUCCUGUGUGCAGUAGGGAGCCCCUCCUGUUGUUCUGAACCUGUGGCCAUCCUUUGUAAAACAUGCACUCCGAUGGUGAUGAUUCUAGCCGUGAUUGUUCACAGCGAGCCCAAUAACCUGCGUCCCUCCUUCCCCCUAACAGACGAGCGUGGCCUGGAGGAGGAGGGCCGCCAUCCAUCCAGAUCUGCUCCUGUUCCCGCCGUUUAA